Cooperia oncophora is the source of this 624-nucleotide messenger RNA. The record is from the annotation of a GenBank genome assembly. NCBI's taxonomy places the organism in Eukaryota, Metazoa, Nematoda, Chromadorea, Rhabditida, Trichostrongylidae.
AUGAAAACAACAGUGCUAACCAUUCAGGAUGUCCCGCCGGACUAUGAAACGAUUGGAACAAUAUUCGGUUACGCACUUGUGGCACUAUCGUGGCUCCUUAUAAUCCUUACGUUCCCAUUUUCUAUGUGUGUAUGUCUGAAGGUUAUAAAAGAAUAUGAAAGAGUUGUAAUAUUCCGAAUUGGACGACUAGUGUUUGGAGGUGCACGAGGUCCUGGAAUGAUCUUCAUUAUUCCAUGUAUCGAUACAUAUAGAAAAAUCGAUCUUAGGGUGGUUUCAUAUGCUGUACCGCCACAAGAAAUCUUAUCGAAGGACUCAGUGACAGUAUCCGUGGAUGCUGUAGUCUAUUUCCGAACGUCUGAUCCUAUUGCAUCUGUUAAUAAUGUGGAUGACGCUAUUUAUUCGACCAAACUCUUGGCCCAAACAACUCUCAGGAAUGCUCUGGGUAUGAAAACAUUGACAGAGAUGUUGACUGAACGAGAGGCUAUCGCACAAUUGUGUGAAACGAUUUUGGACGAAGGCACGGAACACUGGGGUGUCAAGGUUGGAAAUCUCUUUAAUCUGCUGUAUAACUGCCAUUAUCUUGAGCUUUUACUGGCCGCAUUAAACAAGUUAACCCUUACUUGA